Verticillium alfalfae VaMs.102 is the source of this 324-nucleotide messenger RNA. RefSeq lists its product as hypothetical. Lineage: Eukaryota; Fungi; Ascomycota; Sordariomycetes; Glomerellales; Plectosphaerellaceae. The transcript has a single exon. The coding region runs from base 1 to 324 and encodes 107 amino acids. The record is from RefSeq and is a predicted model, not a curated record.
AUGCGCGCCGUCGCCAACGAUACGCACUCGACGCUCGUGCCGCCCGACGGCGGGCCGACGAGGCUGCGGCCGAACGAGGGCCUCGUCUGCGGCGACGCCGACGUCACGCUCGCCGACGUCGAGAUGAUGGUCGCGUCCCUCAUCGCGCAGGGCCUCAUGAAGGGAUACAUUGCCCACUCGUCGAACCGCUUCGCCGUCCUCGGCGCCACGAAGCGUAGCCCCGUCGUUGCCGGAUGGCCGACACCUUGGUCUGCCAUUCACGAGAGAAAAUAUCACGAGGGAGACGUUGACCUGGAGGACGUGCCGGGGUGGGUCAAGGGGUGA